AUGCAGCUUCCUCGCCUCAUGAUCCGGGCUGUGGCUUUGCCUACGGCAGCGUUUGCCCUUGGCAUCAACUGUAGGGGAAGCUCCCAAUGCAUGCUUGUUUCAACAUCCGAUGCUAGUGAAGCGAUUCAGGGUUAUAUACAAGCUGCCAUUGAUACCGGUAGCGGUGGGAACUUUUAUCAUGAGGGCAAACAAAUUGGAUGCAAAGACAGCAUUUGCGCAUUCUACCAGAGCGGUGCAAGCGGUGAUCUUAACGACGCUAUUACGCAUAUCAAUAAUAUUGUGAACCAUGGCUGUGGGAAUUGUGGAAGUGACCCGACCCAGCCAGGAAAUGAUGUUAGCAAAGGGGAGCUUACGGUCAAUUAUGUCAGCUCCCCAACUUGUACCAAUGGUCUUUGUGAUCCUGCUUAA
Molecule: messenger RNA, 408 nt
Organism: Penicillium hordei
Lineage: Eukaryota; Fungi; Ascomycota; Eurotiomycetes; Eurotiales; Aspergillaceae
Exons: 2
Coding region: 1-408 (135 amino acids)
Cellular component (GO): extracellular region
Source: RefSeq, a predicted model, not a curated record